This is a messenger RNA of Pseudogymnoascus verrucosus, 1883 nucleotides long. It is a transcript of the gene ARG4, whose product is annotated as argininosuccinate lyase. Bases 290 to 1708 code for a protein of 472 amino acids. NCBI's taxonomy places the organism in Eukaryota, Fungi, Ascomycota, Leotiomycetes, Thelebolales, Thelebolaceae. Gene Ontology annotation, cellular component: cytosol. The transcript has 2 exons. Gene Ontology annotation, molecular function: argininosuccinate lyase activity. The record is from RefSeq and is a predicted model, not a curated record.
CAUAUUCGGCCGCCUGCUUUAUUCAUUUCUCGGGCUUACAGUCGCAUUGAAAGAGACUCAAUUACUUGAUAUUCGUAAUAUUUUAUGUAGACAGACGUGGAGGUCGCUGCAAAGAUCACAUGAGUCACCCACACUUCUGUUUGUGCGAUAAGCAACCCCGGAUUACAGCGGGACACAGCGGCUUCGGACGGGAAGUCAACCCAACAGCGUCACAAUAAAUCCCCCCUCACAAUUGAUAACCCAACUACACUCGCAACUCACCAAAAUCCAGACCAAUUACACCGCAAUCAUGGCAGCUCAAGAAGUGAGGACUCCCGGUAGCAAGCCCGGCGGCACUAUGCUCUGGGGAGGUCGAUUCACAGGCGGUCUGGAUCCCCUCAUGGUCUCAUACAACGAGUCGAUUUACUACGAUCGCGCGUUCCACACUCAAGAUAUCCUCGGCAGCAUCGCGUGGGCGAGGGGAAACCACAAGGUUGGAAUUCUCAGCGAUGCGGAGUUCAAGGCUAUCGAGGAGGGGUUGAAGAAGGUCGAGGCUGAGUGGGUUGAUGGGACGUUCAAGAUCAUUCCGGGAGUGGACGAGGACAUUCACACUGCCAAUGAGCGCCGCCUUGGUGAGAUCAUCGGAAAGGAUAUCGGAGGCAAGCUCCACACCGGCCGCAGCAGGAACGAGCAGGUCGCUACGGAUAUGAGGAUGUGGUUGCGUGACGAGCUGAGGAAAAUCGAGGUCUUCCUCGUUGACUUCCUCAAGGUUGUCGCGGCGCGCGCGGAGAAGGAGAUCGACUUCGUCAUGCCUGGUUAUACCCAUCUGCAGCGCGCACAGCCGGUGCGUUGGAGUCACUGGAUGCUGUCGUAUGGUCUUGCGUUCGCCUCGGAUCUCGAGCGUCUGCGUGAGGUGAUCGCCCGUGUCAACCGCAGUCCGCUUGGAUGUGGUGCCCUCGCGGGUAACCCGUUCAACAUCGAUCGUGAUGCAAUGGCGAAGGAGCUCGGGUUCGAGGGCCUGAUGUGGAACUCCAUGGGCGCAGUCGCUGACCGUGACUUCGUCCUUGAGGCUAUGCAGUGGGGGUCGACUUUGAUGUCGCACAUGUCUCGUUGGUCUGAGGAUCUUAUCAUUUACUCGACUGGCGAGUUCAGCUUCGUCAGGCUGGCGGAUGCGUACUCCACCGGUAGCUCGCUGAUGCCGCAGAAGAAGAACCCCGAUAGCUUGGAGCUGUUGAGGGGUAAGAGUGGACGUGCGUUCGGCCAGAUGGCUGGACUCAUGAUGACCCUGAAGGGUCUGCCUAGUACAUACAACAAGGACUUGCAGGAGUCCGUUGAGCCAAUGCUUGACCACGUCAAGACUGUUGGUGACAGCAUCCAAAUCGCCACUGGUGUCCUCUCGACCCUCGCUGCGAACUCGGAGAAGAUGAGGGCUGCUCUCGAUGGCUUCAUGUUGGCCACUGACCUGGCUGACUACCUUGUUCGCAAGGGCGUCCCGUUCAGGGAGACUCACCACAUCUCGGGCCAGGUCGUUGCCUUGUCGGAGAAGACAAACACACCGAUGGAGAAGUUGACAUAUGAGCAAUUGGAGUCUGUUGAUGCCCGCUUCAAGCCGGAUGUCAGCGAGUGCUUCGAUUUCGAGCGCUCGGUCGAGAUGCGCACGUCCAAGGGUGGAACUAGCAAGAAGUGCGUGUUGGAGCAGAUCGAGGUCUUGAAGUCGAUGCUGGCUUAAAUGUGAAAAUGAAUUUUAUGUUGGGAGUUGGGAGGAAAAUCAUGGGUUACCAAAAGUUUGUCGUAAUAUCUAGACCUACAGUGUUUAUGCGGCCUAUAAAGGCUUCCAUAGGGACUGUGAUAAAAGCAUUAAUUACGAGAGCCUAUAAAAAUUAUACGUAAAAAUAAUGAUUGUU